CUGUGUCAGUGUGUGUAGAACUGUAGACUGUAUUUUUAAGUGCUGAUCAACUUAAAAUUCCACCGCGUUUUAAACUUUAAUUAUAUUUACUCUCACAGAUGUGAACCCCUUUGUAAACAAAUACAUAUCACUCGCUCAACACAGUCGCACACAACACGCGAUAAAUCAAUGGGAAUUGGAUCGAGCAAGAAGAACAUGUCGAACGCAAUGGAUAACCCUCAAGUGGCAGCAGCCGUAGCCGACAUCAACUCAGGCAAGGAGUCUGGGUUCGUCAAGGUCGUGUUGAAGGAAGGCAAUGGUACUACUCCGCAGCCUGGAGCACAGUGUGAGAUGCACUACACUGGUUCUCUGACCAAUGGUAAGGUGUUCGAUUCUAGUAGAACCAAGCAACGCACCUUCAGAUUCCAGGUGGGAGUAGGACAAGUCAUCAAGGGCUGGGACGAGGGCGUCGUUACCAUGAAGAAGGGUGAGCAAGCGAUCCUUAUCUGCGCGUCUGGACAUGCCUAUGGCCCAGGUGGUAUCCCUGGUGUAAUCCCACCAGCCGCCACACUCAUCUUCGAUGUGGAGCUGUUGAACUUUCAGUAGAUCUGCUCUGAGCUAUUCCGAAUUUGAUUGAGUCUAGCAAGCGAGUCCUUGUUCUAGAGAAUAACAUGUUUUGUAUACAAAAAAGAGCAGUUUGCUCAAUAUGAAUAUUAAAGAAUACUAGGUGUAGAAUAUUCCUAUUGGAAUGAAGUGGAAAUCAAUUGUUGUUUACCCUUUGAGACAACUCUUUCUCGCCAAUAUGUGACCUAUUCUCUAGAUGUCUGUGAGUUUCUUAUAAUCUGUUCCUCAGCAUAUACAUUAUCUUGGGGUUUCUUAUCGCCUGUUCGUCAGCAUAUAUAUUGUCUUAGAGUUUCUUAUAUCGUCUGUUCCUCAGCAUAUAUGAUUUUUUUUGUUUCUUACCACCUGUUCCUAAGCAUA
Sphaeroforma arctica JP610 is the source of this 960-nucleotide messenger RNA. RefSeq lists its product as hypothetical. Gene Ontology annotation, molecular function: peptidyl-prolyl cis-trans isomerase activity. NCBI's taxonomy places the organism in Eukaryota, Ichthyosporea, Ichthyophonida. The transcript has 4 exons. The coding region runs from base 169 to 585 and encodes 138 amino acids. The record is from RefSeq and is a predicted model, not a curated record.